UUUCAGGACAAAGAGGGAGGCGAGAGACAGGAUUAUUAUUUUCGAUAUCAUCAUUGUAUUUCUUCUAACUGAUGAAUGAUAACAUCUAUCGAGAAGACGACAAUGUACGGCUAGCAGUUUCCAUUCCCAAUGGGGGAAACACGAAUGGAAAGCAGACCAGUGUAGUUAGUUGUGUAGAUAGGCGAUAUGUGGCCAAAAACGAGCAGCACCCGAAGCCCUGGUAUCAUGGGAAUAUCACGCGUGAACAUACAGAAAAGAUAUUAUCCGGACAAGCUGAUGGAACAUUUCUUGUGCGUGAUUCUACCAAUUUUCCAGGCGACUAUACAUUGUGCAUGGCUUUUAGUGGCAAGGUGGAACAUUAUAGGAUCUAUCAACUGAAUGGCAUCCUGACAUGUGAUCACGAAGAAAAUUUUGAUAAUUUGACACAGCUGAUAGCGCAUUACAAACGAGACGCAGAUGGCCUAUGUCAUCGCCUUAUAACACCAGUAAUCAACGAUAAUUAUCGAAUUACAAGAGACAAUGAAUCUUUGGAAGAGCGGACACGACUCUUCCGUGAAGCCUCAUUGAUUAUCAAUCAAAACGAAAUACAUCUUGGAGAUAUUAUUGGUCAUGGAGAAUUUGGGGAUGUGCUUUUGGGAAAUUACGAAGGUCACAGAGUAGCAGUGAAGGUUCUGAAACGUAGUGAAAUGGUGCAAUCAUUACUGGACGAGGCAAAAUUUAUGAUUGGCUUGAAACAUGUGAAUUUAGUGGCUUUAUUGGGUGUUGUCGUUGAUGACGCAAGGGAAAUGUUCAUGGUGACAGAAUAUAUGGCUAAUGGAAAUCUUGCAAAUUUCUUGCGUUCACGUGGACGUCAUCAGGUAGAGAAAAUGCAGUUAACUCAGUUCGCGGUUGAUAUUUGCGAGGGUAUGAAAUUCCUAGAAAUGAAAAACGUGGUGCAUCGUGAUCUGGCUGCGAGAAACGUUUUGCUGGAUGAUGAACUUACCGCGAAGAUAAGCGACUUCGGGCUCGCGAAACAUGCCAAUGAGUGUCAUUAUACAGAAAGUGCGCUUAGCAAAUUCCCAAUCAAAUGGACUGCUCCCGAAGCUUUGCGAUAUAGUAAGUUUUCAACGAAAAGUGAUGUAUGGUCUUUUGGUGUGUUGCUGUGGGAGAUAUUUUCAUAUGGAAGAGUACCUUAUCCUCGCAUUCCAAUACAAGAUGUUGUGCGACAUAUCGAGAAAGGAUACAGAAUGGAACCACCAGAAGGGUGCCCGAUGGAAAUAUCACGUUUAAUGAAUGAAUCCUGGAUACUGGAGCCAUCCUUUCGUCCCGCUUUCGCUGUUAUAUUGCAAAGGCUUAAACUCGCUUAUGCAAACCCUGUCUCCGUUCUUCAGUCAUAA
This is a messenger RNA of Loa loa (African eye worm), 1376 nucleotides long. RefSeq names its product TK/CSK protein kinase. The record is from RefSeq and is a predicted model, not a curated record. The transcript is spliced from 10 exons. Lineage: Eukaryota; Metazoa; Nematoda; Chromadorea; Rhabditida; Onchocercidae. The coding region runs from base 72 to 1376 and encodes 434 amino acids. Gene Ontology annotation, molecular function: protein tyrosine kinase activity; ATP binding. Gene Ontology annotation, biological process: protein phosphorylation.